UGUUUAGUGCUAAAAAUUAUAAACAGGCGUUUUGUGUUUUGCAAAAUAUUGUUAAAUUCCCUGUUUAAUUUACAAACAAAAAGUGUAAAUACUUGAUUUAAAUGGCCGACGAAACAGAGCAGCUCAGCCAGGUGAUUUUGCCGGUGAAGGAACCGCUGGAUCUCAUCCGCCUGAGUUUGGAUGAAAAGGUGUACGUCAAGAUGCGCAACGAGCGGGAACUGCGAGGACGUCUCCACGCCUUCGAUCAACAUUUGAACAUGGUGCUGGGCGACGCCGAGGAGACGGUAACCACUGUGGAGAUCGACGAGGAGACCUAUGAGGAGGUAUACAAGACCGCCAAGCGCACUAUUCCCAUGCUUUUUGUAAGAGGAGAUGGUGUCAUCCUGGUUUCACCUCCCAUGCGGGUGGGCUAGC
Molecule: messenger RNA, 414 nt
Organism: Drosophila takahashii
Lineage: Eukaryota; Metazoa; Arthropoda; Insecta; Diptera; Drosophilidae
Gene: LSm3
Product: U6 snRNA-associated Sm-like protein LSm3
Biological process (GO): mRNA splicing, via spliceosome; P-body assembly
Cellular component (GO): U6 snRNP; precatalytic spliceosome; Lsm1-7-Pat1 complex
Molecular function (GO): RNA binding
Source: RefSeq, a predicted model, not a curated record